Messenger RNA from Apis florea (little honeybee), 2238 nucleotides. It is a transcript of the gene Exo84, whose product is annotated as exocyst complex component Exo84. Lineage: Eukaryota; Metazoa; Arthropoda; Insecta; Hymenoptera; Apidae. Gene Ontology annotation, biological process: intracellular protein localization; Golgi to plasma membrane transport; exocytosis. The record is from RefSeq and is a predicted model, not a curated record. Gene Ontology annotation, cellular component: exocyst.
UUAUAAAAGGAAUAAAAGGAAUAUUAUAAAGAAUUGAUUUAAUCUUUUCAUUAAUAUAUAAAUGAAUUUGUUUAGGUCAUAGCAAAUAUUUUUUUACAAUGGCUAACAGUUUAGCAAAAGUUUUUGCAACUGAAGAUUUUAAUCCUGAAAAAUUUGUAAAAGAACUUAGCGCACAAUGUGUGGGAGCAGAUGAAUUAAGACAACAAAGAGCUAAAAUUCAAGAACUUGCAAAUAAUACUUCUGCACAAUUAAAACGUAAUGUUUAUCAAAAUUAUAUGCAAUUUAUAGAAACUGCCAAGGAAAUUUCACAUUUAGAAAGUGAAAUGUAUCAGUUAUCUCAAUUACUCAGUGAACAACGUUCAUUGUUAAGUACAUUAGGAUCUACCAGAACUACUGGUGUUACUUUUGAAGAUUUAUCUGAAUCCCAAUUAGAAAAUAUUAAUGAUUCUAGUACUAAAGAAGAAGAACAAAAACAAAAAUUAAUGCAAUUACUUGAAAAUGUAGAAGGUGCUAUGAGUUUAGCAGAAAUACCUGGUCGUAUAUGUUUACAUGAAGGGUCUUUGUUAGAAUUAGAUCCAUUAGAGGGGACUCCAUUAAAGAGAGUUCAUGCAUAUUUAUUUACUGAUAUUCUAAUGAUUGCUUCUUGGUUAGCAAAUGGAAAUAGAAGAGGACCACCAAAAUAUAAAAUGCAAGCUGUUUAUAAUCUUGAAAGCUUGGCAAUUGUUAAUGUUAGAGAUCUUGGAACAGUAAAAUUAGCAUUCAAACUUUUAGCAUUUUCUGAUACCAGAGUGUUUCAAUGUGCAACUGCAACAAGUAAAAAAGAAUGGUUAGAUAAAUGUGAACAAGCAAAAAGAAUGAAGUUGAUUGAAGAUAAUCCAAAUGAGACAACAGAAAAUAAUAAACGUUCAAAAGAAGAGAAAAUAACGAUGCCUUCUCGAUCGAUGUCACUUGAUUCGAAUACUCUCGGUAUAGAUGAUGAAGAUACAGAAUAUCAUGAACCACCACCAGAAUGGAUAUUAGAGGUGGCAGAAGAUUUAGAUUCUUGCAUAGCACAACGUCAUUUUGAGGAAGCUUAUAGUCUUUUAGAAAAAGCAAAAACCUACUUAAAAGAUGCACAAAUAACACCACUUUUAUUAGAAAUCCAGUUAAAGGUAAAUGAUAGAGGAAAAUCAUUAAUUGAAGUUUUAACAAAAGAACUUGAAUUAAGUGCAGAAGCGAAAUCAUUACAAGGUGGUGGUUUAAGAAGUGCUCGUCGCGUAGUAAAAUUAUUGAUACAAUUAAAUAGAAAUGCUCAAGCCUGUCAAUUAUAUUUGCGACUAUGCAGUGCUAUGUUAAAAGCACGUUUAAAACGAGUUAAAAGAGAAGGAGCUAUUGCACCUUAUGUGAAACAACUUAGUGCAAUUGCUUUUAGUAAUAUCGUUGAAAUCACAAAAGAAUUCUUAAAACUUUUUCCACAGUCAACAAAUUGUACAUCUGGUUUGGUACUUUGGUGUAGUCAAGAAGUAAAAUACUUAACAACACAUUUAACUAAGCAACUUUUUAUUCCACAAGUAUCUCUAAGCACAUUAGUAGAAUGUAUUGUUUGUGUCCGAAGUCAUUGCGAUCAGUUAACGCAAUUAGGAAUGGAUUUUCGUUAUCAAUUGGAUGGUCAACUCAGAUCCCCAUUAGCAAAAGCUAUACAAGAUACUGGUGAAAAAUAUGUUGAUACUGUGAAAGAAUAUAUAGCAAAAGAUACGUGGCGACCAACUAAUUUAGAAAGUUGCAAAAAUGUUCAAAAAUUUCUAUCAGAAUUUGAUGAUCUUGGAAUAACUGUUCCAUCAUCUUAUAUAACAAAUGAUUGUUGGAUUGCAUUAACUGAUAAUAUUUUAACUUUUUCAAAAAUUUAUGUAAGUCUACUAGAAGAUUGCCUUAGCGUUGCUACACCUGAAUUAAUGGCAAUAAUAGAUUCAGUUUUAAUAUCAGUUAUGCGAAUUCAAGUACAACAUAUAAUAGUAUCACUUACAAAUCCAAGAUUAAAGCAAGAGAAACAAUUGGUGCAAGAUAAUGCUUCAUAUAUCCGAGAUAUUUUAAUUAUGCGUGGAUUAGAGUUAUAUAAAUCAACAACAAAUCAAGUUUUUAAGAAAUUGUUAGCUUUAAAGGAACAAAUCGUAUUUGAUUUGUCUCCAAAUAAACCAAAACCUGCUCCUAGAACUUCUGUACCUAAGUAUUCUACCACAGAAUAUAUUUAAAAUUAUAAAA